UAAUAAAAUAUGUAGAGAAACGUCCAGAAACCGUUUUCCCGCACUUAAAUAAUUUAUUUGGAAAAUUUUGCAAUGCCAGUGGUUAUAUAGUCAACAUUUUUAUAAUUACAUUAGGAAGAUAAGAUGAAUAAUACACAGUCAUUGUUUAAUCAGCAAUACGGUUUUUCUCAAUGGAAACAGGCGGAUAGUGUAAUGCACCAUUUACAUUGCGAAUAUGAAGUUUCCGAUUUCCCAUUAGUGGAUUCUUCCAUGUUUGCUUGUAAAAGUGCAGUAAAAGAUGGAAACGAACAUUUUGUUGGUAUGGCAAACGAAGACGGAACACUGGCAGUAAUAGAUUGUGAAACCAAAGAAAAACAUAGUACACUAGCACACAAUAAUGCAAUAUUCGACUUGUCAUGGAUGUUUGAUCAAAUGCAAAUUGUUACUGCAUCCGGAGACCACACAUCCAAACUGUUUGAUUUUGGUGACGGUGAUUUCAGGCAAGUCAGAUUGUUUUGUGGUCAUAGUCGUUCAGUUAAAACAGUAACUUUUCGUAAAGAGGAUUCAAGCGUGUUUGCAACAGGUAGUAGAGAUGGUAACAUUAUUCUGUGGGAUACAAGGACAGAACAGCAUAGCUUUAUUGGAGUACCGGAUAGGAUUAUUUUAAACUCACAUGCAGGGAAAGAUACACAUACACCAAGUAAAUCGAGGAAAAAGUUACAAUCUUGUGUCAAUUCAGGAAUAAAAAGCGUUACAGGCCUAGUGUUCCAGGACUACAACACACUAAUUUCAUGCGGUGCUGGAGAUGGUAUGAUUAAAGUUUGGGACCUCAGAAAAACCUAUUCAACUUUAAAAAAAGAACCUCUUCCUAAAUUUACCAUACCUUACACGGGAAGAACGGCAAAAAAUGGUUUUAGUAACUUAGUUAUUGAUAGUUCAGGUACAAAAUUAUAUGCAAAUUGUUUAGAUAACACAAUAUAUUGUUACAACGUAGCCACAUACAAUGUUAUGCCAGUUGCGAAGUAUACCGGACACCAGAAUAGUUCAUUUUAUAUCAGGUCUUCUUUAAGCAAAAAUGACAAAUAUUUAAUCAGUGGCAGUAGUGAUGAAAAUGCUUAUAUUUGGAACUUGAAGUAUUCGGAGCCAAUAGUAAAGCUUGUAGGCCAUAGUGCAGAGGUAAGCACAAUAAUACCUAAAUAAUAAUUAAGAAACAAG
Messenger RNA from Sitophilus oryzae (rice weevil), 1194 nucleotides. Its product is annotated as protein lethal(2)denticleless-like. The transcript has 6 exons. Gene Ontology annotation, cellular component: nucleus. NCBI's taxonomy places the organism in Eukaryota, Metazoa, Arthropoda, Insecta, Coleoptera, Curculionidae. The coding region runs from base 124 to 1179 and encodes 351 amino acids. The record is from RefSeq and is a predicted model, not a curated record. Gene Ontology annotation, molecular function: protein binding; protein-macromolecule adaptor activity. Gene Ontology annotation, biological process: proteasome-mediated ubiquitin-dependent protein catabolic process; mitotic G2 DNA damage checkpoint signaling.